AUGGCGAAACGAGGAUUUGACACGGAAUAUUCGGUUCUAGACGAUGCGAGGGGGGAUUCGGAGGAGUGCAAACGGCACAAAAUCGAAACGGACGACUCCGUGGUCAGGCUUCAGGAGUUAUUGAGCGUUCUUAGUAAAAAGGUGGAAACUAUUGAACAGACCCUGGUUGAAGACAGAGAGGCGAGCAAAGCAAGCAUUCGACAGCUAGAAGAUGACCUAGCGCGAGAGAGGAUUGCGAGGGAGGAGAAGGAAAUGGAGGUGCAUGCGUUGUCAGCGCGACUGGCUCUAGCAGAGGAAGCGCUGGUUUGGCGGAAAGAGGAAUUGCGGAAGAUCUGGGAGGCAAUCCCAGAAGCCGCUCGUCACCUUCCCACAGAAGAGGACAUGCAAAUCGUCAAUCUCCACCCCGAAACCACCGAAAUCACGCUCAACGACCCUUCCCGCGUGACACCGUUUGGUUUCCUGCGCCUCUCCUGCAUGCGAUCCCUCAAGAACAUCUCCGUUAUGGGCAAUCUCGAAAAGCCUGCUCUUCUGCGCCUCUACUCAAUGACAUGGCUGGAGGAGCUGCGACUGGAUUCGGUCUCUGAGCCCUUGUUGCCAGAAAUUGCGAAUCUUAAAGCCCUUCGCCAUCUGGAGUUGCGUGAUACUCCGAUCAUCUAG
Messenger RNA from Closterium sp. Yama58-4, 657 nucleotides. The record is from the annotation of a GenBank genome assembly. NCBI's taxonomy places the organism in Eukaryota, Viridiplantae, Streptophyta, Zygnematophyceae, Desmidiales, Closteriaceae.